Molecule: messenger RNA, 859 nt
Organism: Cyprinus carpio (common carp)
Lineage: Eukaryota; Metazoa; Chordata; Actinopteri; Cypriniformes; Cyprinidae
Product: C-C motif chemokine 19
Exons: 4
Coding region: 233-592 (119 amino acids)
Biological process (GO): lymphocyte chemotaxis; cellular response to type II interferon; cellular response to tumor necrosis factor
Cellular component (GO): extracellular region
Molecular function (GO): CCR chemokine receptor binding; chemokine activity
Source: RefSeq, a predicted model, not a curated record
GUGCUGUAAAUUUGUCCCUCCUUUUGUCAACUCUCUUUCAGCCUUUGACUUUAUUUUUUUACAGGACUGGGAGGGACUAUGCGUAAAAAUGAAACUUAAGAUUGUCCUAUAAAGCAGGGUAGUGAUGAAGCAGUGAGAGGAGAGUGUUAGAGAAGAGACAGAUAUCUUCCAGCUGCUUCAGCAGGACAAACACGACACUUGUUCCACCAUCUCAACUCCUGUAGCGGUUGCCAUGGCUUCAGCCCUCAUAUCUGCCAUGAUUCUCUUUGUCUGUGGGGUUGAUUUUAUUCUGUGGUGCAGUCAGGUAAAGGCUCAGGUAGACUUAGCAUUGGACUGCUGCCUGACAUUUAGCCAAAAAAGCAUCCCUAAACACGUCCUCCUCACUUACCGGAAGCAGCUGAAAGUUGACGGCUGCCGCCGAGAUGCUGUUGUAUUCAAGACCAGGAAAGGUUUGAAGCUUUGUGCCCCACCUGCAGAGCAAGAGCAGUGGGUUAAAGAGAUGAUCAAGUUUCUGGACACUAGGCUCAAGAAGUGCAAAGAAAACAAAUUUCAUGAGAAACGCUGUCAUGACCUGAAGAAUGUUUCUUUUUGAGUGAGCACAUACACAUAAAUAUAUGCAUUAAAAUGGCAGCUGAUGUAGUCUUCGUGAUAUAGCUCACUUCUAACAGUUUCUGUAAUACAUUUAGGUUCUUCCUUCUUUCAGCAUUUUCCUUGUUGUCUGAUGUUCCCAUAUUUGCUGUUGUGUGAACAUAUUAUUCUUGUGGUUGUUUUUUUUGUGUGUGUGUGUGUGUAUUCUAUUCUGAAAUAAUCAUUGUGUUGUUGUUUUUUUAUGUGAAUAAAUUUGUUGAAGAAACACAAA